AUGGAGAAAAUAUUUUCUCUAUGUAUACUUUUUGCUAUAGCAUAUAGUUGGGACUUAAAUUAUUUCGGAAUAGAUGAAAAUUAUUAUAUUUCCAGCAUCGCGAUAUACAGGGCGAGAGCCUUUUUAGCGUUGCCUAGAAGUUGCUGUCACAAUAAUAUUAGUAACCCAACGGUGGUAGAAGUGCCUUGGACAGGUAGUUUUAGGCAACCGGCGUCAAGUCAUUUUAGGUUCAAUAUUCUGGAAUAUCAAAAACGGAAAGAAUGCGAUAAGAUACAAGACGCAAUAUCUCUAGAUAUGGAACCAAGAAAACCUAAACUUUGGAUUCUCGAUAAAGGCAAUGAAUUCUGCAACCCUAAAAUUUUGUCUUAUAACGUUAUUUUUAAUACUAUAUCCGAAAUAAGUGAAUUGCAGAAUGUUCCCAGAGAAAAUUUAAACGUUAUUACAAUAGAUCCUCAACAAAGUGAAUUUGGUUCUAGGAUAUACAUAGGAAAUGCAGGUGAUAGUACACUCUUAGUAUUUUCAUCAAACAAUUUAAAAUGGAGGAAAUUGACCUUACGAGACAUGAGUAACCCUGCUAUUUCGAUCAAUGCAGAUUAUUUAGCGAUAUCAAAAACGGAUUCAUUUAUGUAUAUUACUGGAAGAAAAAGUUUGGAAUUAUUUUCAAUAAAUUUACAUGAUGUUAGAAGUUCGGAGGAACCAUCAUCAAACGAAUCGGAGAAAGAAAUUAACGUUUCCUCGACGGUUAAUGUUACUUUAAUCGGACAAAAGCUGGGCAUGUCUACCGGAUUAGAAACUGAUUUUAAAUCAGGAUUAAGUUACUACAUGGUUAGGGACUACGUUGUGGUUAGAUGGAUGAUUGGGUUACCCAUGGAAGCAGAAUAUCAUACAGUCCUGACACAGUCCUACGAAGAACUGCCAUACGUAUCUGAAUUAUUUACGGAUCCCUAUCAUUAUGGACUCUGGGCCUUGGUAAAUCCACUGUCGUCAGAAGACUGCCAGGAAGCAAAUAAUACGAUUGCAGAAAAUAUUCAUAAAUUGAAAAGCAGGGUUGUAAAAGUUUUGAAAUAUAAUAAGCUUUCAGGUGACGUGCUUUAA
Messenger RNA from Anoplophora glabripennis (Asian longhorned beetle), 1095 nucleotides. RefSeq lists its product as uncharacterized. Bases 1 to 1095 code for a protein of 364 amino acids. NCBI's taxonomy places the organism in Eukaryota, Metazoa, Arthropoda, Insecta, Coleoptera, Cerambycidae. The record is from RefSeq and is a predicted model, not a curated record. The transcript has 5 exons.